Messenger RNA from Paramacrobiotus metropolitanus, 1448 nucleotides. RefSeq lists its product as uncharacterized. The coding region runs from base 72 to 1361 and encodes 429 amino acids. The transcript has 3 exons. NCBI's taxonomy places the organism in Eukaryota, Metazoa, Tardigrada, Eutardigrada, Parachela, Macrobiotidae. The record is from RefSeq and is a predicted model, not a curated record.
GAUAGCACACUUCUGAGGAACCUGCAUAAUUACAUAAAUACUGAAUCGUGCCAUAUGGUGGUAUUCCAUAUAUGUUCGUUCGCUUUGUAAAAAGUGCAAAAAUAACCAAGGUCCAUUAUUUCCCUAUUGUCCAGAAACAGACUAGCGCGGUUCCAACAAAAUCCACGACGGAUUCGGCAAAAAUGGACGUCACGAAAUGGUGGAUGGUUACUGUGCUAAUUUUUCCUGCAUUAUUCCUUAUCCAAGUGAAGGCAGGGGCUGCAGCCACUCUACCACACAACAGCUGCCGUUCCUCUAGCACUCCAAGCGAAGGUUGGCUGAUGUGUACUGCUGGAAAUUACAGCAUCCCAGACAAUUUCGACGUUCAGAAGGUGCCACUGACAAUUAACUCCAUGGAUCUGGGAGGCGGUAGAGACAAUACAACAAUUGUGCCGAAUAACAUUAUUCAGGAUUAUGCUGAGCCGUUGCCGGCGAAUUUAACCAGCCUAAUCCGAUUAAACAUAUACAACUUUGCCGGCGCCAACGGGACCCGCCUGCCGGUGGAAAAGUUUUUGGCCAAUGUCAGGGUUACGCUGUUAGAAUUAGAGAUGUCAUACUGCCGUAUUGGGACCCUCAGUGCUGAUUUCCUUAAAGGAUUCGAGAAUUUGCGGUUGCUCACAAUAUUCCAAAACGAUAUUAGUUCUAUCGACCUGACCGCUUUCGAAACUGCAUCCACUCCAGUUCUUGAGGAGAUUGAUCUUAUGAGGAAUAAAAUCGCAGAUUUGGACUGGACGGUGUUUAAACCAGUUGCCGAAACUCUGCGAAAACUAGACUUGAGCGAGCAGUUUCGGGAUAUCGAUGCCGGUUGGGUGUUCGAGCAUAAUGCAUCAGUGGGAAUGCAGAGAAUAACCUUGAGCCAACGUUUCACGUUCGCUCGCUUGACGACCCUAGAUAUGCGAAGGAAUGCUCUCAACUUCCUGUCACGUGACGUGCUCGAUACGUUGAACCCCAGCAGAGACGCGCGAUUCUCGUUGGACAACAACGCUUUCUGCCCCGUUGACCCGACGAAAUCAUGCUCCUGCUGCGAAGCCCGGGACUUUGUACAGUGGAUGUAUGAAGUGGGCACCAGACCACAGGACGAGCGUCCCGUGCAGAUUAGUUUUACGUGUGUCGGAGGUUUUCAUGUGUGGCAAGUAUGGGGCGGCAUUCCAUCGUUGCCGCAGUUGGGCCAGUACGAAUGCUGCUCUAAUACUACAGUGGAGAACUGUAUCCAGACAGACCCGCCAAGUCCCGGAGGUGGCGUUCAAAGAAACUAUAUCUCAGCCUGCUGGGUGGUACUGAUUUUUGUUCUUUCUGGUUAUUGGACCAUAAUUACAGCGUAAAUGUGCAAUUAGCAGCUUACUUUCGCAAAAAAAUGAUGAUCGGCACGUUUUAGAGAGCGAUUAUGCAAACAAUUAUAUUUUACCGAG